GCGUUGCGUUCAGAGAGAAGACACUGAAGAAAGAGAGAGACGGAGGACGGGAAGGCAGAAGAGAGGAGGGAAUAGUAAAGAAUUCAGGAAUAGACCAUUUUUUUUGUUUGUCUACGUGACGUUAGGUUUUCCGUAGAUCAAGGAAAAGUCAACCGCUUUUACGUUGCAACAACACGAGGACAGAGAGAGGAGAGAGACGGCACCGAAGAGCUUGUCUUUGUAUUUACAAUAAGUGUUAGAUGCUACUGCUGAUUUGUCCUAAACCUUUUGUACGCUGUAUUCUAAUACCGUAAAUAACUCAUUAUAGCCUUUAAAAAAUAUAUAUAUUUUUUUAGGUCAAUUUGAUUUGGAAACCACGAAGUGAACCUAAUGCCUUGCUCUUUUUUUUUGCAAGAAAGGAACAAUCUCAGUAAUAUACUUGAAUUGAAUAGCUUCUUCUUAUGAGAAUCACGGCUGUUUAGCGCGAACAAUACCCGAAACAACGCGUCUGAAACUCGCUCUACCACCACAACUUUCAGCAUUUCCUUCAGCCGACCGACCAUGGCUGCGGUUACCAGCCCAGAGACGAGCCCUCAACCCCGGGUAUAUUUCCAGACGGUAGCCGCCGGUUCAACCGAAGAACCGGAGAUACCUGUUCGGAAGCAAGGGCGAGUAACCGUCAAAUAUGACCGGAAAGAACUAAGAAAGAGACUAAACCUGGAAGAAUGGAUAAUCGACCAGCUAACGGCUCUUUACAACUGUGAGGAGGAGGCUAUACCAGAGUUGGAGAUAGAUGUGGAUGAGCUGCUGGACAUGCCUAGCGAUGACGACAGAGGAGCCAGAGUUAAAGAUCUGCUGGUAGACUGUUACAAACCUACUGAGGACUUUGUGUCUGGUCUGCUGGAUAAGAUACGUGGCAUGCAGAAACUCACCACCCCCCAGAAGAAAUAACCUCAACCCUGAGUCACCCCUCCUCCUCACCCCCUGCCUCCUCUCUCC
This is a messenger RNA of Oncorhynchus nerka (sockeye salmon), 978 nucleotides long. Its product is annotated as protein phosphatase 1 regulatory subunit 14B-like. Gene Ontology annotation, cellular component: cytoplasm. Bases 541 to 930 code for a protein of 129 amino acids. The transcript has 3 exons. Gene Ontology annotation, molecular function: protein serine/threonine phosphatase inhibitor activity. The record is from RefSeq and is a predicted model, not a curated record. Gene Ontology annotation, biological process: regulation of phosphorylation; innate immune response. Lineage: Eukaryota; Metazoa; Chordata; Actinopteri; Salmoniformes; Salmonidae.